Acytostelium subglobosum LB1 is the source of this 945-nucleotide messenger RNA. RefSeq lists its product as hypothetical. The annotation marks the transcript as partial. The record is from RefSeq and is a predicted model, not a curated record. The transcript has 3 exons. Lineage: Eukaryota; Evosea; Eumycetozoa; Acytosteliales; Acytosteliaceae.
AUGACUAGUCAAUCAUUUAAGGAAGGAUAUGUACGUCUAUCACAAACUAGAGGAAAUGCAUUCAGGAUGUAUUACCAACUUCAUGGCAAUGGUCCAAACAAAGUGUUGUUCAUAAUGGGUUUCAUGUCAACUCAUCGGAGAUGGAAACACCAGGUAGCCUAUUUCAAACAGCACAGUGAUCAGUAUCAGGUGUGUGUGUUUGAUAAUAGAGGCGUUGGAAACAGUGAUACACCAUUUGGAAACUAUACUACAUCGGCAAUGGCGUUGGAUGCCAUUGAGUUGAUGGAUCAUCUCGGUUGGGACAAAGCACACAUCGUUGGUCUAUCAAUGGGUGGCAUGAUCAGUUUGGAACUGGCCUCCACCUAUCCACAUCGACUACACACACUAAGUCUUGCUGUUACACAUGCCGGAGCCGCACCACCUACAAGUGGAAUGUUUGGAAUGCUUAGAGUAUUCGCGAGUUUGAGUGAUGAGGCGAGGGGAAGAGCCUUGCAGCCUUUGUUAUACUCGCCAGAGUUUUUGAACGCAAAGGUACAGGGCAGUCAUGACAACAACAAGACAAACUACGAUCUGUUGGUCGAGGAGUUCAUCGAGGAGUCUUUGAUCAGACGACCUGAUCCCAUUGGAGUCAUGGGUCACAUCAGAUCGAUCUUCACACAUAGUGUAUCAGAGCAUAGACUUCGUUCGAUCAAGGAUUCGCGUGUUCCCAUUCUGAUAUUAUGUGGCAAUGAAGAUCGUAUGGUAAAGACGACAAACUCAUUCUACCUUCAACAACACCUAUCACCAAUCGAGUUUGUUCAGUUCAAGACUGCUGGUCACCUGAUUCAAGAUGAGAACAACGAGGAUUUCAAUGCUGCCCUAUUCAGACAUUUCAACCGAUCAUCCAAUCGCACAGUCAAUGCUGUUGAUGUCGAUGAUGAGUAUGUUGUUGAUGAAGAAGAGAUG